AUGGUGUCAGAGUUAUCCGAAGAAGAUUACAUUGAUACUUACGACGAGGAUAACGGGAGUGAAAUGUCGUACUAUGAAUCAGAAACGGAAGACAUACUCGACGAUCCCGACGACGAUCUAAACUUUGAAGUCGUGGUGGCCGAGAAAGAUCGCAAAAAGCCUUAUGAAGUCGACUUUAAAGUACACUCUAUCGAAGGCAUCGUCAAAAACCAAGAUGAAGAAGUGACUCACGUGGCAAACAUACUUGGCAUUCUAAAAGAGCACGCUGCAACACUACUUCGUCAUUUCAGAUGGAAUAAAGAGCGACUUAUCGAGCGCUAUAUGGAUGAUUCACAUGAUGUAUUGCGGAAAGCGGGGGUGAUAACUGAGAAUUCUAGGGCGACGAGGGUCAUCAGAAUGCCGGGAUUUGUGUGCGAGAUUUGCUGUGAUGAUGAUGAUAAUAUGCUUACGUUAGCGUUAUCAUGUGGACAUAGGUUUUGCCGUAAUUGUUACGAACAUUAUUUGACACAGAAGGUUAAAGAGGAAGGUGAGAGUAGGCGGAUAAUGUGCAUGGCUAGUAAAUGUAAUGUUAUUGUAGAUGAAAAGACAGUGGGACUUAUUGUAAGCCCGGAAAUACACGAAAGAUAUCGAAGACUAUUAAACAGGACAUAUGUCGACGACAAUGAAUACCUACGUUGGUGUCCAGCUCCAUCGUGCGAAUACGCAGUGGAAUGUCACGUACCCCAAACGUCCUUAACCAGUAUUGUCCCAACAGUCGAAUGCGCAUGUACCUAUCGCUUCUGCUUCGGCUGUGGCCUUCCCGAUCAUCAACCAUCUAUCUGUAUGCUAGUUAAGAAAUGGAUUAAAAAAUGUGAGGAUGACUCGGAAACAGCCAACUGGAUCUCGGCAAAUACAAAAGAAUGCGGAAAGUGUCAUUCGACUAUUGAGAAGAAUGGAGGAUGUAAUCAUAUGACUUGUCGCAAGUGCAAAUACGAAUUCUGCUGGGUAUGCAUGGGGCCGUGGUCAGAACAUGGAACUAGUUGGUACAAUUGUAAUAGGUAUGAUGAGAAGAGCAGUCAAGAGGCUAGGGAUCAGCAAGCAAAAUCGAGAGCUUCGUUGGACAGGUAUUUGCAUUAUUACAAUCGCUUCGCAAAUCAUGAACAAUCCGCAAAGUUAGAUCGCGAACUGUAUAACAAGACGGAAAAAAAAAUGGAAGAAAUGCAACAAACUUCUGACCUAUCCUGGAUUGAAGUGCAAUUUCUCAAAAAAGCCGUAGACAUACUUGUCCAGUGUCGUAUGACAUUAAAAUGGACUUAUGCGUUUGCCUUUUAUCUUGCGAGGAACAACGAGACGGAGAUUUUUGAGGAUAACCAGAGGGAUUUAGAAAUGGCCGUGGAGCAGUUAUCGGAGCUGUUGGAGAAACCUAUAGAGGCAGAAAAGAUUGCCGAGCUAAAGCAGCAAGUAUUAGAUAAAACAGUUUACGUAGCAAGUCGACGAGAAGUGUUGUUAGAAGAUACCGCGAAAGGAUUGUUGGAAAAUCGGUGGGAUUUCCAAGUAAAUAUAUAA
Messenger RNA from Paraglomus brasilianum, 1545 nucleotides. NCBI's taxonomy places the organism in Eukaryota, Fungi, Glomeromycota, Glomeromycetes, Paraglomerales, Paraglomeraceae. The record is from the annotation of a GenBank genome assembly.